This is a messenger RNA of Seminavis robusta, 6138 nucleotides long. The record is from the annotation of a GenBank genome assembly. Lineage: Eukaryota; Bacillariophyta; Bacillariophyceae; Naviculales; Naviculaceae.
AUGGACACGCGCCCUCAGCAGCCUUCAAAUUUCCGGGGGCUGCCGACUUCCAACCAGCACUUUGGUUGCUUGGACCCGAUACCACGAUCGAGGUAGACACCACCACAAGACCAAACACAAACAUUGCUCGCUGCCCGAUACGGAACCUUGGCUUCGACAGCCGCCCUUCAACCAAUCGAGCAAGGACGUGUUUCUACCCAUCUUGUAAACCCGCCCUCAGCCGAUCGAGCAAAGUAGUUCUAUCCAGCUUCUCCGAAGUCUAAGCGCAACACACUCAGCAAAAGCAAACAUCGAGGCAACGCGACCCCACAAUCCUAAGGAUCGAAGCAGCGAGAGUGAACAAAAACGAGCUCAGCAAUCAAACUCGGCCAAUUCAAUUAUGAAGAUCUUCUCAACUAUAUUAGAAGCCCUCAGCCAUCAUGCAACGGAAACUCCUGAUAAGGUUGUAUUUACCUGGGUAGACAACAAGUGUCACGAACAGAACAAGAUAACAUUCAAACAGCUGGAGGAAGCAUCCAAUGCUGUGGCGGCUCAUCUCCUCAAGUUGGGAUGCAAAAAGGGGGACCGCGUCAUGGUGGCAUAUCCCUUUGGCCUCGAGUUCUUGGCUGGAAUGUUUGGAGCCAUGAAAUUUGGAGUCAUCCCUUGCUCUAUCUAUCCACCAAACCCCAAUCAGCUCAAAACAGAAAUGCCCAAAUUCCGUGGACUUGCAGAGGAUGCCGGAGCCAAGUACGCCCUCUCUACCAAAGCAUUUGCCACUGUGAUGGCUACAUCGAGUAUCCUUUAUAAAACAGGUGUCAAGUGGAUUGGGACCGACAGACUCCCUAUCAAAAAGAAGCAUUCAAAUAAGCCAAAUGCUUAUGAGACAUACAUGGGAGAACCAAAUGAUAUCUGUUUCAUCCAGUACACUUCCGGCAGUACAGGUCGACCCAAAGGAGUCAUGAUCACUCACCACAACCUGGCAGAAAAUUGCAGGGAAAUUGGUGAUUCAAUCAACUUGACUCCAACUUCGUUGACUGCAUCAUGGGUACCUCAAUAUCAUGACAUGGGACUUGUGGGUGGUUUUAUGGCAACACUAUAUGCUGGUGACCAGCUUGUUAUGUCUUCACCCCUCGACUUCCUGGCCAAACCGCUUCUUUGGGCUGAUUUGAUUGAGAAAUACCAGGCAACUCAUACCUGUGCCCCUAACUUUGCCUAUGCACUGCUCCUUAAGCGAUUGAAGCAAGCCAAUAGGAAAUACGAUUGGAGCUGUGUUCAGUACGCCAUGUUUGGUGCUGAACCUACACAGCAAAGUGUGGUGGAGGAAGUGGCUACAACCCUAGCUGUGAAGCCUGAGAAUGUUUACAAUCUCUAUGGCCUUGCUGAGUCGGUGGUGUGGCUCACAGGAGGACCUGCAGUCCCAGACACCAAAGGCCUUGUGUGCUGUGGAAAGGUAGACUCCCCAACUUUAAAGCUUCGAAUUGUCCAGGAUGGAAAAGAGGCGGAGGAGGGACAUGUUGGAACCAUCUGGGUCCAGUCGCCCCGUGUUGCUGCUGGGUACUUUGGCCAGCCAGAGCUGACCAGAUGCACAUUUUCAAAUGUCCUCCCCAAUUAUGAUGGAACCUGGCUUGACACUGGUGAUUUGGGCAAGGUGGUUGAUGGGCAGCUCUAUGUCACCGGCAGAGUCAAAGAUGUCAUCAUCAUCAAUGGCAAGAAUUACUACCCAACAGAUGUGGAGCUUUCUGUUGAUUCAACAUUUGGUCAUCUUGUGCGUCCAGGAAGAACAACUGCCUUUCAGUACAGAGAAGACAGUAUUGGCAUUACUGCUGAGCCGAGAAAGGAUUUUGACAAGUCAGCUAACAAACAUUUGGCUAUUCAGAUAGCUAACCAUGUCUCCCAAGCACAUGGGUUGUUUGUCUCGGAGGUUGUUGUUCUGAAACCAGGAGUGACUCCAAAGACAACAUCAGGCAAACUGAAGAGGAGUGAGGUUCGGCAAACGACUGUUGCGAAUGAUUGGAAGACAUCUUCUAUGAUCCUAAGGUUUCAGCGACAUGAUGGUGCCAUUCCCUUGGAAAAGGAAGGGGUCGUCAAAAAAAGCUCUAAAGGGAACCUGAUGGCACAGCCUUGCAGUGUUGUCACAGAGGCAACAGAGUUUGAAUCUUCAGAACAGCUGAAUCCAAUUGAGUCCCACUUUACAACUUCGCCAAAGCACUUCCAAAGCUUGGUCAUCUCCAUCUUUGGUUCAGAGGUUGACACAUCGAAGUCAUGGGCUGAGAAUGGAAUGACAUCACUCAAGAGCGUUGAGCUGAGGAACAGUGUGGAGGAGGAGUUCCAUGUAGUGCUUCCCGUGAACUUUGAACAACUCUAUACAACACCAGUGGAGCUCCAUGAGUUCCUGGCUUCAUCUGAGGGAAAGUGCUUUCCUAAGCAAAACAAGUACAACCAACCUGACUCUGACUGGAACUCAUCCAGAUCCAGGCUGGGCAAGGUGCAACUUGGAGUUAUCCAAGCCCUUGGAUCAACUCUGAUCCUUCUCUUAGUCUUGCUUUCGGGUGUUCCAUCCUACUUCCUAGUAUCCUGGGUACUGGACCAAUGUGCCUCAGCUGAAGAUAGAGAGUGCCAGAUAAUUUGGGGUCUUAUGCCCAUGACCUUUCCUCUCUUUCUCCUAUCAUUCUCAUUGGUUGUGGUGCUAUUCAAGGUCUGUGUUGUUGGGAAAUACCUACCAAUGAAAUUUGGACUCCUAUCAUGGGAUUACAUCCGUUGGUGGUAUGUGGACAGACUUGUGGAAGUCUGGGAGUCUAUUGUUGGACAAUUCCUUCUAGAAACCAAGUUCAUUUGGAUCUUUUACCGGCUGCUUGGUGCUGACCUGGCUUGGUCGGCCAAGAUUGAAUCCUAUGUCCGCGAAUUUGACCUCGUAAAGGUGGACAGCAAUGCAACGAUUGCACAUCCUUUGAAGUGCAGAAAAUUCUCCCAGUCCUUAGAAGAGGCAAGCCCUAAGAUGACAUUCUAUCCUAUUGUUGUUGGAAAGAACUGCAAGGUCUCUGGCAUGAUUGGCCCUGGGGCCAAGAUUGGAGAUGGCAGCAAGGUGGAGAAGCUCUCUGCUGUUGAAGAGGGAGCCUUGGUACCAAAUGGGGUCGUUGCUAGGGGAAACCCAGCUUAUAACGCUGGCUCAUUUAAGCAGCAUCAAGAAUCAAACGUCUUGGCAGAGUCAGUGUUAGAUGUCUUCAAGAUGGUCUGGGCAAUCUCUGAGGCAUACCAUUUUUUUUCACUAUCCUCCCUGGUCCAUUUUACACUCAACAGCGUCCUGCCCUCAUGGAGAUAUGGUGGCGUUCUUCAUUGGCUUCUCUUGUUUCCAUUGACAUCCUUCCUUGCCCUCCUCACAAGCAUUGCCCUCAAAUGGAUUCUGAUUGGUAAACGAGAUCCAUCCGAUGAAUAUGAAGGUUCACACUACCGUCGGGCAACAAAUUGGGCUUGCGACUUCCACUUCCGUGUGGCUGCUUGGACUCUUGCUCCUUUCUUUGGCCAGUCUAGACUAUGGACCAUCAUCCUUUACCUUCAUGGUCUUGAUGUUGAUAUUGAAUCAAACCUCAACAACCCAUACUUUAUCUUCUUCCCUUCCAAGGUUGAUUUUGUGAAGGUCCGCAAGUCAUUUGUUGCAACCAUUUCUCUUGACUUGACCGAACGCGGGGGCUCCAAGAUUGAGAUCAUCAACAGCAGCGUUGGAUAUAAUGUCAAUGUCCAUGCUGGUGUCAAAAUAAUGAAAUCAAAGAUCCCACCAAGAUCAGAUGUGUCUGACAGUGUGUACAACUUGAACCAAUCCAGGAAGGCGCAGAAGCCUACCAGUUUGAUUAUGGAUUUGUUCCUUCCUGAAGUGUUGCAGCUUCUUCUCAAUGUGGUGAUUUUUGCCUCUUUCAUUCCUACUUAUGAGAUUGGCCUUGCUGCCACAGAAAGUUCUUCCAUUGCCAUUGCUGCGAGUGGGCUUGCUGCGGCCUUUGUCCUUCAAUUGUUCCUGUGGGUUCUUUUGACCCGACUUGUUGAAAGGUUGCUGUUGAUCCUUCCAGGUCGUGCUCAGCAGAGUUUCUUUGGCAUCUACAUCAACCAUGUUUGGUUAUUCAACGUGGGGAAUUGGCUUGUUUUGCUUCUUUAUGGAACACCCAUGUUUGCCUACUAUGCUCGCAUGAUGGGAGCUGAGGUGGAUGGUGACCUCUGGUACUUUGGAAAUGCUCUCUAUGAGUACAGCAAGCUUCACUUCAAAGGCAGUGUCAUUGUGGACAGCUCCAGCUUGAACGGUCAUUACAUUGAUUGCAGUGGGCUCACCAUUGAUGAUACUUAUGUGUCAGGCCUGAUUCAUCCUGGAUGCUUCGCUGUGGCUGGAGCAGCAGUCUCUGGGCCUGAAACUGGUCCAUGGAAAGUAUUCCUCAGAACUGAUGACAACAAAGAUUCUGUGGAUGUUGAGUGGGGGAGUGAAGGUAGUUCCCAGGAAAUCCUUGAGGGCUAAAGUGUUAGUGGGCAACCCUUUGAACCUUGAUUUGGCUGGCUGGUGUUGUUUUGUGGUGCACUACAAAGUCAAUACAAGUGAUGUCUAAUGAAUCGCUAGUAGCCUUACUAACCAACUACCUCGCGAAUCGUAUGAACCAACCCAUCCGCGCUUAGGUCAUCCAGCAGUAGAUAGUCCGCGUUGAGGCGCUGAGCCAGCUCUUUGCCGCGGCCGACCCGAACCAUUCCUGUUUCGGUAUCCAGAAACAGUGUAGGAAUGGCAAGGUCGGCGAGUUGUGCCGCGGCCUGUUCUGUUUGCGCCCAUGCAUCGCCGCUGGUAUCGGGUAGCGGCACAUUUGCCUUGCCAUCACUUAAUACGAUGAGUAGCAUUGGCUGUUGUUCAGUUUGAUGUCGGCCAAGACGGUGCACUGCUUCAUGGGCGACCACCAACGCAUGUGCCAGAGGUGUUCGCCCACCCGUGGGGAGACGCUUCAAUUGUUGUUCCGCCAGUUCCACACUCCGUGUGGGUUCCAAAAGCACUUCGGCCUUUAAUCCCCGAAAGGCAAUGACACCCACAGAGUCUCGCUGUUGAUAUGCAUCCGUGAGAAGAGCCAAGACUGCCCCCUUGACUGUUUCCAUGCGCUGUCGGGCAGACAUGGACCCCGAUGCGUCCACCACGAACAGAAUGAGGGUAUCCGUGGUGGCAUGGCGUACUUUUCGUCUCCAAUUUUCGGGUUUGAUAAUCGUCGCGCCGGUAUCCGGAUCGAGACCAUUGACGGCAGCUGCUCUGAGAGUUGCAUCGAGGGCAAUAUCUUGUGGCUUGUCGGUUGGUACGGACCGGACGUAGUGCCCCUGCUUGUUCUGUUGCGAGUUUGUUACGGUAUUGCGCCGACCUGUUCCUGGUUGACCUUGUUGUUUCUUGGCUAGUUUGAUUCUUUUGAUUUGUUCGGGUUUGCUAGCCUUAAAUGUCUCCAUCUGGUUGCCUUCACCAUUCCUGUCAUCGUUAUCGUUAUCCGUGUUCUUGUCCUGGUUGUUAGAAGACGAUGACGGCGCUGACUCGGAUGAUCCGUAUCCUGUACCUUCGCGAUUAUCAUUUUGUUCUUGCGGUUGUGGUUGCUGCUGUUCUUGUUCUUGUUGAUCCAUAUUAUUCUUGUCGGGUGGACUAUUGUCGUUGUUGUUGUGAUUAUUGAUCAACUCUUCCAACAUUUCCUCUGUUUGUUGCUUGGAUUGCGGCGACUCGAAGGGUUUCUUGCGUUUGCGGUGCGGCAAUACCCAUUGGGCCGCUUGUUUAAUAUCGGCGGGAGCAACUUGCAGUCUGCCUUCCCAAGCUGCUAAUGCGGUUGCCGUCUUGUAAAGCGUAAUGUCAGCUCUGAGACUGUCCACGUGCAUUUCGGUGCAAAUGGUGCUAAUGAGGAGCAGCAAUUCAUCUUUCAAAAUGACUUUUGUAAGUCGUUCUUGGGCAGCAACCACCUGUUGCGUGAGUAAUGUGGAAGACUGCUGCCAUGCUUGUUGAAAGAGUGCAGGAUCCCGUUCAAAAGUGAUCCGUUGUCGGACCACCUCACAUCGUUGCCUUGGAUCUCGCGGAGCCUGCACAUCCACCAUGAGGCCAAAGCGAUCCAAGAGUUGAGGUCUUAAAUCGCCCUCUUCCGGGUUCAUGGUCCCAAUCAACAUGAAUUUCGCGUCAUG